GUCAAUGUGUACCUGCAACCAGCUCACACAAUAUUUGCACCCCUCCCCUGGGACCGUUAGGUUUUAAAUAAAAUUCUUUUCGUUAAAACUCGCGAUAACGUCCUAAAACAAUAAUACCACUGACUAUUGCCGGGAAAAUUAUGGGGUGGGAACGAAGAAGAUGGAGGGAGUGUGAAGAAGACACCUGCGAGGAAAGAUCACUCGGACAAAGAGGCUAUUUCUACAUGAAUGAAUGUUCUGCUCUUAUCGCUACUUUAUUUCCGAGAAAGGAAGUAAUGAGUCAUUAAGACCUUGCAAAACAAGUCGACAUGGAGUGUGUGACUGCCACAAAUAAAGACAAAGCUUGCUAAGAAACGACAGACUGACCACAACACACACACAUCCGGGUCUUCUAAGGUUGUACGUAAAGUUUAUCAGUUACAGAAGCUCCACCAAUCAAAGUUCUCCACCAGCAGAAGUGCGUUGUCCACAACAUACCUUGGUGACAACGUCUACCUGUGCGGUGACCACAGUCGCUCGGUACCACACCUUGGCGAUAACGUCUACCUGUGAGGUGACCACUGUCUCCACGUUCCUCCGUCACACGUGUGACGUCAUUACAGGACAUGGCGACGUGCGGGCGGGUGUCCGCCAUGUUGUGUGCAGCGAUCAGGUACGCCUGUCCCCCUGACCAGUGCACUUCCAUCCCCAAUGCUUACUGUGACCAGUUCGCCUGCGCCUGCAAAACUCUCUUCUACGGAACUGAUGGCGAAACCGUCUGUCACUCCAGAAAACUGAUCGGAAGUGACUGUGUGAUCAAUGACGAGUGCGUGGAGCAUGCGCAGUGCGAAGAUGGAACUUGUAAACUCAUCUCCAGCCAGAAGUGCAAAGCCUCUCGUGUUUCAGUUUCUCAUGUUUCUUCUGCAAUCAUCAUGGCUGCUGUGUUGAGCACGUCUCUCUCACCUUGACCCUAGACUGAUAGACAAUGUUCUUUCUAUCAUGUAAACGACAGCUGAUAAAGUUGUCCUAUUCGUGUUUGUACGUAGAUGAUUUGGCUCGGCGCUGUUGAAAUAUGCAUACAAAUAUUUAUGAAUGCUGACAUGUCUGUGAGUGAGUGUAUGUGUGUCGGUGUCUAUGUGUUACAUGCAUGCCGUUCUAGGUGUUUUGCUGUUAGUUACACCGCUCAUGUAGGGUUCAUUUGUUUCACUUUCUUUUUGGCAUAAAGCGUUUAGUAAACACAA
Pomacea canaliculata is the source of this 1220-nucleotide messenger RNA. RefSeq lists its product as uncharacterized. The transcript has 4 exons. The record is from RefSeq and is a predicted model, not a curated record. The coding region runs from base 606 to 947 and encodes 113 amino acids. NCBI's taxonomy places the organism in Eukaryota, Metazoa, Mollusca, Gastropoda, Architaenioglossa, Ampullariidae.